AUGGCGACUGGGUUCGACAGCGCUCAUGCGAAGAAGAAGAAGUUCGCGAUUCUGACCGUGUCUUCCGUACUUCUCGUGGCGAUGGUUGCGGCGGUGGCCGUCGGCAUAAGAGACGGCGUCGAGAUCGUGGAGGAAGAAAUAGGCGGCGGCGGCGAAGGCGAAGGCAUCGUGAAAUCUCAGAGGAGCGUGCAAAUGAUAUGCCAAUCCGCCGAAUACAAACAAACCUGCCAGAAGAGUCUCGCCAAGGCCAACGAAACCACUGACCUUAAGCAGCUCAUCAUUACCGCCUUCAACGCCACGGCCGAGGAGCUCCGCAACAAAAUAAAAAACUCAACGCUCUACCACGAGUUGGCCACCGACAACAUGACCAAACAGGCCAUGGACAUCUGCCAUGAAGUACUGGGUUACGCUGUGGAUGAUAUAAACCAAUCCUCUGUCACGUUGGAGAAGUUUGACCUUAGCAAGCUGAACGAUUACGUCUAUGACCUCAAGGUUUGGAUCUCCGGCACCCUUGCCCACCAGCAAACAUGCUUGGACGGGUUCGAGAACUCGACCACCGAGGCUGGGAAGACCAUGACUAAGGUUCUGAGCACGUCGUUAGAGCUGAGCAACAACGCGUUGGACAUAGUGAACGGUGUCUCGGCCCUCUUCAAGGGUCUUAACUUUACCUCGUUCACCUCCACCACCGACACCCACGCCAACCACCACGCCCCCGCCUCCGCCCCCGCCCACGCCCCCGUCCACGCCCCCGCCGACGCUCCCACCACCGAAAACUCCCCCGCCUCCGCCCCCGCCAACAACAGGAAGCUUCUCUCGGAAGAGCCUUUGGUGGAUGGGUUUCCAUCGUGGUUGAGUGAAAGGGAGAGAAAGAUUCUUGAGGCUGCUGAACCCAAACCGGACGUGGUGGUGGCUCAGGAUGGGAGUGGCCAGGUGAAGACAAUCCACGAGGCUCUGAAAAUGGUACCUAAGAAGAACAAGAAGACUUUUGUGAUUUACAUCAAGGCCGGUAUCUAUAGGGAGUAUGUUAACUUGAACAAGCACAUGUCCUUUGUCACCAUGAUCGGAGAUGGCCCCACCCUCACCAGAAUCACAGGCAAUAAAAACUACGUCGAUGGCAUCCAAACCUACAACACAGCAACCGUCGGUGUGAACGCUGAACACUUCAUGGCCAAGAACAUUGGGUUCGAGAACACGGCUGGACCAGAGAAGCACCAAGCGGUGGCUCUGAGGGUAACGGCGGACAAGGCGGUGUUCUUCAACUGCCACAUGGAUGGCUACCAAGACACCCUCUAUACCCAGUCCAAGCGCCAGUUCUACCGUGACUGCACCGUCAGUGGAACCAUCGACUUCGUCUUCGGCGACGCCAUCGCCAUCUUCCAGAACUGCAGGUUCAUCGUGAGGAAGCCAAUGUCGACCCAGCAGUGCAUGGUCACCGCCGGAGGAAGGACCAAGAUCGACAGCCCCAGCGCCCUGGUGUUCCAGAGCUGCAUCUUCACCGGCGAACCCGACCUAGUUGCCGUGACCCCCAAGAUCUCGUAUCUCGGAAGACCCUGGAAGAUUUACUCCAAGGUGGUCAUCAUGGACUCCCAAAUCGAUGACAUCUUCGUCCCCGAAGGAUACAUGCCCUGGAUGGGAACCGCCUUCAAAGAUACCAGCACCUACUACGAGUUCAACAACAAGGGUCCUGGUGCCGACACCGCCGGAAGAAUCACGUGGCCAGGUUUUAAGGUCAUUAACCCUAGCGAGGCUGCCGAGUACUACCCUGGCAAGUUCUAUGAGAUCGCAAACUCCACUGAGCGUGACGCUUGGAUCCUUAAUUCUGGUGUACCAUACUCCCUCGGCCCACUUCAGCCACCAACCGCUAUGCCCGCAGCUUAA
Molecule: messenger RNA, 1878 nt
Organism: Sphenostylis stenocarpa
Lineage: Eukaryota; Viridiplantae; Streptophyta; Magnoliopsida; Fabales; Fabaceae
Source: the annotation of a GenBank genome assembly